CUUCCACCGGGACAACGAAUCUCGGGCACUUCGAAACACGACACCACUCCAAGGCCCCAAAAUCCUCAAGCCCUCAAUCCACGCCAACAAUGAACGUCCCAAGCUUCUUAACGAGGAGAAGCGUCUCCAUCUGCUUCUCGUGCCGCCGCAACCUUAUGCGCCAGCGCCAAUUCUCAACGACACCAGCGUCGCUCGUCGCCGCCUUCCAAGCGUACACGCUCCCUUCCCAGCCACCGCCGUCGCCGCGCAACGCCGCUAUACCGGACACCUCCGUCGCAAGCCCGAUACAGGCCCCGAGUCUGCCCAGAGUUCACGAGACAAGGCCGCCGAAGCAGAGCGGAGCGCCACCGGAAACAGCGGCGAGCCGGUCGCCAGCCUCGAUCCUGGAGCAAGAAGCCCAGCAAUCCAAGCCAGAGUUUGCCGCGACGCCCUCAUCGCCUGCACCCUCUACUGCCACGCGACAACCGUCCAAUCAAUCACAACCCCUCUCCUCAGACACACCAGCAACAACAACAGCAGCAGCGGCAGCACGACCUGCCCCGGCCACGCGCCCACGCUCCAGACUCCGCGCCCGCAAGGCCGCGAUGAAGCUCACGCCAGCGGCCGUCGAGCACUUGCGCACGUUGCUAGACCAGCCCGACCCGAAGCUGAUCAAGGUUGGCGUGCGCAACCGCGGCUGCUCAGGGCUGGCGUACCACCUCGAGUACGUCGACAAGCCCGGCCCGUUUGACGAGACGGUCGAGCAGGACGGCGUCAAGGUGCUUGUCGACAGCAAGGCGCUGUUUAGUAUCAUCGGGAGUGAGAUGGACUGGGUUGAAGAUAAGCUCAGUCAGAGGUUUGUUUUUCGGAAUCCGAAUAUUAAGGAGCAGUGUGGUUGUGGCGAGUCGUUUAUGGUUUGAUGGAUGCAUGGGAUGGGAUCGAUGAGAUGGGAGGGAGAGGACGGGCAGGCAUUAUGCAUAGUCCAACGCUGAGUCAGGGACAAAGAAUCGAGAUGUUUUGAAUAUGCCUCCUCACUCUUCCUGAGAUGUUGCUGCUUGGGAGCGCCUCAACUAGGCGCAUCAGAUCGGAAUUUCAACAGAUGCUGCCUAUGUAGUUCGGUUUGCUUUUAGAGUCUGGCGACAUGCUUGGUUAGAAUACCAUUGACAGCGUCGUUUGCACUGAGAGGUUGAAUCCUCUUGUAGUUGACCAACAACUAGAAUCAAGUAACUAUAUCAUUUA
This is a messenger RNA of Parathielavia appendiculata, 1218 nucleotides long. RefSeq lists its product as uncharacterized. Gene Ontology annotation, molecular function: 2 iron, 2 sulfur cluster binding. Gene Ontology annotation, biological process: iron-sulfur cluster assembly. The transcript has 2 exons. Bases 90 to 899 code for a protein of 269 amino acids. NCBI's taxonomy places the organism in Eukaryota, Fungi, Ascomycota, Sordariomycetes, Sordariales, Chaetomiaceae. Gene Ontology annotation, cellular component: cytoplasm; mitochondrion. The record is from RefSeq and is a predicted model, not a curated record.